AUGUCUCAUCUCGCAUUGACCGGAACAGACACUCCGCUGGUAUGGGUAAGCCGUGACGUGUCGCUUCCCAAGGUUAUUAUGUACUCCACCGGGGGCACGAUCCUCUUCACCUCGGCAUACUCGCGUCUCGACAAUUUGGCCUACGGAGGGGACAAGAGCAAGCCAGUGACCAUUCAAGACGUCAUUGACGCCGUCCCAGAGGUUCUCGACAUUGCACAAAUCGGCAUCGUCUCGCUGCCUCCCCGCAUCAGUAACAAUCUCACCUCGCAGGACUUCGUCAACAUCUCGAGGCACUUCGCUGAGCAUGUGGGCUCUGAAAACUCAGAUAUCGCUGGAGCUGUUAUCUCUCACGGGACGAACACCCUCACUGAGACGAUCUUUGGCUUAGACCUCACCCUCAACUCUUUCAAGCCCAUCGUUGCAGUCGGGUCCAUGCGGCCUGACGGAGCCCUUUCCUCUGAUGGCCACCUGAACUUCUAUCAGGCGAUAUCUACGGCCAUAUCCCCCUCGUCCCGGAGUCGAGGAGCUCUGGUCGUCGGGAACGAUCACAUCACGUCCGCGUACUUCGCCAAAAAGGCGCACGCGAACAACCCGGACACCUUCAUGGCUCUUGAGCAGGGGCAUCUGGGAUCUCUGUUCGCAGGGCAGCCUUACUACUUUUACGAGCCUGCGCGACCGACUGGUAAGGCAUACUUUGAUCUCAACAAGGUUGAAGGGGAGUUGCCGAAGGUCGACAUCCUAUAUUCACAUCUCGAAUUUGACGCGGACUUGAUGCACGCUGCUGUCAAGGGCGGCUCGCGAGGGCUCGUCAUCGUCGGUUUCGGGGCCGGAAAGCUCACUACCGCCGGGAGAACCGCGGUUGCUGAUCUCGCAUCGCAGGGCGUGUCCAUCGUUUCCGCUUCACGACCCUUCACUGGAUCAUCCUGCCCUCAGCCUCAUCCGGAUGCAGAGAUCAAGACGAAUUUCAUGUCUGCCGAGCACGCACGAAUCCAGCUACAGCUCUGCCUCGCCACAGGCCUCAAUACGGACGAGAUCCGGGAAGUCUUCGAGGGUCCAUUCCGCCGGGCCGUGUACACCGAGGCGACGAGUUUCUACCGUACAUCCUAG
Molecule: messenger RNA, 1107 nt
Organism: Dioszegia hungarica
Lineage: Eukaryota; Fungi; Basidiomycota; Tremellomycetes; Tremellales; Bulleribasidiaceae
Product: Asparaginase/glutaminase
Exons: 6
Coding region: 1-1107 (368 amino acids)
Molecular function (GO): asparaginase activity
Source: RefSeq, a predicted model, not a curated record